AUGAUCACGCUGAUGAUAUUACCUAAGAUCAAUAUGCUGAUCGAUGAUCCCGGACAAUUGGUACAAGGUGUGAACAUCGUUACUCAAAAAGCAAAAGAGCUGGUGCCGCAAUUCCACAUCAGUGAAGCAGAUAUCCGCGGUACCGUGCAAAAAGUAACUACCACCGUUCCGGGCUUUUUAAGCAGCACCAUGAACCUGUUUACCAACCUGAUCCUGUGUUUCUUCCUGCUUUAUUUUAUGCUGGUAGAUGGUCGGCGCAUGGAGCGCCGUAUCCAGGAUAUGCUGCCCCUGAAAGAAGAGAAUGUAGACGAUAUCUGGCAGGCCACCCGCAAUAUGGUGGUAUCUAAUGCCAUCGGGAUCCCACUAUUGGCAAUGUCCCAGGCCUUUGUUGCUGCUAUUGGCUUUUACCUGUUUGGUGUCCCCGAAUUCCUGCUCUGGGCAGUACUUACCGGCGUGUUUUCCAUGAUACCCGUAGUGGGUACGGCAGUUAUCUGCGGGCCUGUUUGUGUGUACCUGCUGGCUACCGGCCAUGUGCCGCAAGGCCUUGGGCUGAUCGUUUAUUCGCUGGCCGUGAUCGGUAGUGUAGACAAUGUGCUUCGUUUCACCCUGCUGAAACGCCUGGGUGAUGUGCAUCCGAUUAUUACGGUACUGGGCAUUAUUGUCGGGAUACCCAUCUUUGGCUUUAUGGGUUUCAUCUUCGGACCGCUGCUCAUUUCCUACCUCUUGUUGCUGGUGAAGAUCUACCAUGUAGAAUUUUCGCCCCGCAGGCAGUCCUCACAUUCAAAUCCCAAUCCUUAA
This is a messenger RNA of Ostertagia ostertagi, 798 nucleotides long. The record is from the annotation of a GenBank genome assembly. Lineage: Eukaryota; Metazoa; Nematoda; Chromadorea; Rhabditida; Trichostrongylidae.